AUGAGUGUGCCUUUGACCCUGCGGUCGGCUCUGGGGCCGUCUCGGACGGCUUGCAGAUCCCACCUAGGGAAGUCAUUGUUCUCACUGAACCAUCUUUCGGUUCAGGCACGACAGGUAUACUACCUACUUCGCCAGAGCAACGACCAUAAGCUCCCUUUCAUCCCUCAGUGGCCGCAAAUCACCAAGAGAACCGCGAGCAGCGCCUCUGCCCCGUCAAAUGUACCCGUUGUCCCAUACUCCUCGCUGACUGUUGGCGUCCCCUGCGAGACAUGGCCCAACGAGCGCCGCGUGGCUCUCACACCGCAGAAUGUGACUUUGCUACUAAAGAAAGGCUUCUCGCGCAUACUAGUCGAGCGCGGUGCCGGCGAACAAGCCCAGAUCCAUGACCAGGCCUACGAACAAGCCGGAGCGACCCUGGUCAACCGAGCCGCUGUAUGGUCCGAAAGUAACAUCGUCUUGAAAGUCCGUAGUCCCCGACAGGAGGGCCCCAUAGAUGAAGUCGAAGCCCUUCGCCAGGGAAGCACCCUGAUUUCGUUCUUGUAUCCUGCCCAGAAUAAACUGUUGGUAGAGGCUAUUGCGUCACGCGAAGUCACGGCCUUCGCCAUGGAUAUGAUACCUCGGAUUUCUCGUGCCCAGAUAUUCGAUGCCCUCAGCUCUAUGGCCAAUAUCGCCGGGUAUAAGGCUGUUUUAGAAGCGUCGAACCACUUUGGUCGUUUCUUAACUGGUCAAGUUACAGCUGCUGGAAAGGUUAUACCUCCUAGUAAGGUCUUGGUUAUUGGUGCUGGUGUGGCUGGUUUGAGCGCCAUCGCUGCGGCCCGCCGCUUAGGUGCCAUUGUCCGUGGCUUCGAUACGCGCUCUGCUGCCCGUGAGCAGGUUCAAUCUCUAGGCGCCGAAUUCAUCGAGGUCGAGAUCCAGGAAGAAGGCGCUGGCCAGGGCGGAUACGCGAAGGAAAUGUCCAAGGAAUUCUAUGACGCGGAGAUGAAGCUCUUCAUGGAACAGGCCCGUGAUGUUGAUAUCAUUAUCACUACAGCACUGAUUCCAGGCAAGGCGGCACCAAAACUCAUUACCAAGGAGAUGAUCGCUGCCAUGAAACCUGGAUCUGUCAUUGUUGAUCUUGCAGCUGAGGCUGGUGGUAAUUGUGAAGCAACGGUUCCAGGACAAUUGGUCAAUUACAACGGUGUCACUGUCAUUGGGUAUACUGAUUUUCCGUCACGCCUACCGACCCAAGCAUCCACACUAUAUUCGAACAAUAUCACCAAGUUCCUUCUAUCCAUGGCACCGCAGGAGAAAUCGUUCGGCAUAGACCUGUCGGACGAGGUUGUGCGCGGCUCUAUUGUCACCCUCAGCGGCGAGAUAUUGCCCCCAGCUCCACGACCAGCACCACCGCCACCUAAGCCGGCAGCUGCGGCAACUGCAGCCAAGGGACAAGCCGAGUUAUCACUCACACCCUGGCAAAAGGCUACUCGCGAUGUUGCAAGUGUUACAGCUGGUAUGGGAACGGCACUUGCUCUGGGAAAAGCCACUGGUCCCAUUUUCAUGAGCAACAUGAUGACCUUUGGGCUUGCCGGUCUCGUCGGCUAUCGUGCUGUAUGGGGUGUUGCUCCAGCUCUCCACUCUCCUUUGAUGAGUGUGACAAAUGCAAUCUCAGGCAUGGUCGGCAUCGGUGGUCUUUUCGUCAUGGGUGGAGGCUAUACGCCUAGCACGAUCCCUGAAGCUCUCGGAGCGGUUUCGGUCCUGUUGGCAUCAAUGAACGUUGCUGGAGGUUUUGUUAUUACCAAGCGAAUGCUAGACAUGUUCAAGCGCCCGACUGACCCGCCCGAAUAUCCAUGGCUCUACGCGAUACCAGCUGUUAUCUUCGGUGGCGGAUUCAUAGCAGCAGCUAGCACUGGAAUGGCUGGUUUAGUGAGCGCUGGCUAUCUCGUCAGCACUCUUCUCUGCAUCAGCUCAAUUUCUGGCCUUGCUUCCCAGCAAACUGCUCGCCGUGGAAAUAUCCUUGGUAUUCUAGGAGUUGCUUCUGGUAUACUUGCAUCUCUUGCUGCUGUAGGAUUUUCACCAGAGGUCUUGGCUCAAUUCGGAGCAAUGGCUGGCGGCGGUGCUCUAGUCGGAGCAUUAAUUGGGCGCCGCAUUACUCCAACUAGCUUACCUCAGACUGUGGCUGCCCUUCACUCAGUCGUCGGUCUGGCUGCUGUCCUCACAAGUAUUGGAAGCGUGAUGGCCGACAUUGGUGACAUUUCAACCUUGCAUAUGGUGACUGCGUAUCUUGGUGUUCUCAUUGGUGGUGUUACAUUUACUGGUUCCAUUGUAGCUUUCCUGAAGCUUGCAGGCCGCCUGUCGUCAAAACCCACGAUACUUCCCGGCCGCCACGUUAUUAAUUCGACUUUGCUUGGGACGAACCUGGCGACAAUGGGAGCUUUCGUAUCGAUGGGCCCUGCAUCGCCGCUCAUUGCUGCUACGUGCUUGGGUGCGAAUACCGUCCUAAGUUUCCUGAAAGGCUAUACGACCACUGCUGCCAUUGGAGGAGCUGAUAUGCCUGUUGUCAUCACCGUUCUCAAUGCAUACUCGGGAUUCGCUCUGGUUGCAGAAGGCUUUAUGCUCAACAAUCCACUACUCACCAGCGUUGGAUCGUUGAUUGGGGUCAGCGGAUCGAUCUUGUCAUACAUCAUGUGUGUCGCUAUGAACCGAUCUCUUACCAAUGUUCUCUUUGGUGGCAUUGCGGCCCCUCAACAAGGGCAGAAGAAGAUCGAGGGCCAGGUUACUCAGGUUACGGUGGAUGACACGGUGGAAACCCUAUCAAAUGCAGAGAGCGUGAUUAUUGUGGUCGGUUAUGGCAUGGCUGUGGCCAAGGCCCAAUACGCGCUUGCAGAAAUCGUCCGAAUGUUGCGUGCUAAAGGCGUCAAAGUACGAUUUGCCAUCCAUCCAGUUGCUGGCCGCAUGCCCGGACAAUGCAAUGUGCUUCUCGCUGAAGCUUCAGUGCCAUAUGACAUCGUACUCGAAAUGGACGAGAUAAACGACGAUUUCCCGGACACGGACGUCACGCUGGUGAUCGGUGCAAACGAUACCGUCAACCCCAUCGCCUUGGAGCCCGACUCUGCGAUCUCCGGCAUGCCUGUCCUGCAUGCCUGGAAGAGCAAGGAAGUCAUUGUGAUGAAGCGCGGCAUGUCCAGCGGAUAUGCCGACGUUCCCAACCCCAUGUUCUACAUGCCUGGUACGAGGAUGUUGUUUGGAGAUGCGAAAGCGUCUUGUGACGCCAUCAAAGCUGGACUUGAGGCACGCAAGUGA
Messenger RNA from Aspergillus novofumigatus IBT 16806, 3279 nucleotides. RefSeq names its product putative nicotinamide nucleotide transhydrogenase. Gene Ontology annotation, molecular function: NADP binding; NAD binding. The record is from RefSeq and is a predicted model, not a curated record. The transcript is spliced from 20 exons. Gene Ontology annotation, biological process: NADPH regeneration; proton transmembrane transport. Gene Ontology annotation, cellular component: mitochondrial inner membrane. Lineage: Eukaryota; Fungi; Ascomycota; Eurotiomycetes; Eurotiales; Aspergillaceae. Bases 1 to 3279 code for a protein of 1092 amino acids.